ACACAAAAUAUUUGGUGAAUAUCUUUGUUCAUUAAUCUUGUGCAUACCAUUUUUAUUUUCCUCUUCAAAUUCCAAUUCUUCAAAGCAAACGAUUGCGUCAGAUCUCAUCAACCGACAUCCAACAACAACCCUAUACUCAAUUAACAUCAUCCUCCAGAUCCACUAUCUAUCUUCGAAUGUACCCAGUGUUUAGAUGUCGUUGAUUGAAGCUUGUUAUCAAACCUAAGGCUGUUCGGAAUGGACAAGAAGCCGAACCGGACCGAUCUUCUUACUGCUGGCCGCAAAAAGCUUCAACAAUAUCGUCAGAAAAAGGAUAAUAAAGGGAAGGAUGGGAAAGGAAAAGAUGGAAAAACCAGUAACAGGUCAACCAGUAAAGCUGAUAAACCUGAAGAAAAUGAUGCUGGUGCGAAUUUGGUUUCUUCCGCUAAUACGAUGAAAGCAGAGUCAUCGCAAGUUCCUGCAGUGGAAAUCGAAUCAUCAGAAAAUUCUUUGGAUUUUUCAGUUGAUACUCAUAAGCCUUUGGAUAAUUCAGAGGGUGUAUCUGCUGAUUCUCAGAAUAAUGGGGACCCAACAGGCUUGGAUUCUGUGUCAGCAGAGAAGGCAUUGAAUCAUGAACUUGACUGUACUACUCCCAAUGAAGAAAGAGAGGUUGAGAUAAAGGCUCGUGAAGUUGAAGGGUCUGAGACAUCAGGGUCUACUGAAUUCAACACAGUCCAUGUUGAUGUUUUGGCUCCCAGUCCUGAAUCUGCCCCUGAUGCAGAAUCUAUUGCUGAAAUGGUUGCUGCUGAUUCUGUUGAAGUGAAGAGUCUGCUCGAGGGAGAUCAGGUAUCAGUUGUAGGGGCAAUGCAGGAUGCUGACAGUUUUGAUCCGACGCAUUCUGAUAGAAGUGUUGAGCUGGAGCUGGGAAGAGAUGAAAUGCCUCCAGUAUCAAAUGCCAACAGCGAAAAAUUGAUCGCUCUGCAUCCUGAGGUGGAGUUUGGUGUUUCUGCUGCUGCAAUCAGUGGGUUCGUAGGUGAUCAUGAAACUGUUGAGGUUUCUAUUCCCGCUGAGACAAUCCCUGCGGUUCCCAAAACAGCAAGUUUGACGGAACUGAAUCGGCAAGGAGAAGAUGUGACGAACAGGUCAUUUGAUGAAAAUUCAUUUUAUUUGCAAUCUGUGACUGAAUCAAGAUAUUUUGAAAGAGAGGGAAAUCAUGCUCAUUUUAAUCAGAUAGCUGUUGAAGGGUAUGAUGAGACUAAUUUACUGGAAGGGUCUGGUGUAGUGGAUGUUAAAAGUCACAAAGAUGUUGAGAGCAAUCUUGGAGACUCUAUGGAGAACCGAUCUAUGGGCUCUGGUGUACAAAGCAACCCCUUGUACCUGGUUCAGCUGGCUGAGGUGCUGAAGAGGCUCCCCGAAGGUGAUUUUAGGUACUUGAUCAAGUCAAGAGAAAUAACAGAUCAGGGCAACUUUUCUGUGCCCAGGAAUGGGAUGGUUGCUCUUUCUGAGACAAUACAGGAGCAGCUUUAUCUAGCAAACAUUUCAAAAGACUUUUUUUACUUGCAACUUCUUGAGCAAAAUGAUUCCAAAACUGAUUAUAAUCUUGAUGAAGUACCUGCUCUUACUGCAUUGCUUACAAAUGUUCAAGAAUGUAAUAAAAACCUUAGUGUAGAGCUUGCUCAGUGUAGAUCUGAACUGGAGGUUGCUAUCAGUGAGAAGCUGAAUUUUCAGAACAUGUAUCAUUAUGCCAAGGAAGAAAGUGCGGAAUCUUCUGCCAAAGUUGAUGAGCUGGAGAUCAAAUUGGACGACUCUGUCACGCACAUCUCCAGUCUUUCUGCAGAUUUGGCAAACUCUAAGGUUUUAUUGGAAGCUUCACAGUCGGAGCAUGAAAAGCUAUUGAAAAGUUUAGAAUCUGUGUCCGAGCAGCGGAAAAAAUUUGAGGAGGCAAUGCAACAUUAUUCUCAUGAAAAUCAAAAACUUUCAGUGGAUAUGGCUGAUAGUAGUGCUCAAUUGGACACAUUGAAGCAGGAAAUUACCAACUUGAAAGUCAUUCUUGCUUCUGUUACUGAUGAGAGGAAGAAGUUUGAGGAGGAAAAGGUGCUUCUUUCUCAUGAAAAGGAGAUGCUUUUAGGAGAUUUGGCAGAUUGCAGGAGAGUGAUUCUGACUUUACAGCAAGAAAAUUCUGGUUUGAAUACAAGCCUUGCAGUCUUGAUUGAAGAGAGCAAGGAACUGAAGGACCACGAGGAGUUUCUUGUCCAGGAGUUUGGGAGAAUUUCUACUGAACUUGUUUAUUACCAAGAUAAGAUGUCAAUGCAAUAUCAGGAGCAUGUCCAGCUUGAGGCUGAACUGAGAGAAGCAAUGUCACGUCUUGAACAAAUAUCUGAGGAAAAUAUCGUUCUCCGCAGCAGCUUGGAAAUUCAUAAAGCUAGAAUAGCUGAGAUUGAUAGCAGUCAAAUUCAGCUUUCUUCUGUAGGGACUGGAUCCAGGACUGAUAUUCAAAUAGCUGAUACUGGUGAUUCUGUGGAAAAUUUUGCAACAGAAGACACUGAAGCUGGAUUACCGUCAGUUUCUCCUGCAGCUGGAAAUGGCUCUGAUGCCACAUCCCUUAGUGAGCUGCAAUCUGGUUUCAGUGAGGGCACUUUAACACUAAAGCGAUAUCUGGAGGAGGCUGAGAAAUUGAUGCAAAAACUUGAAAAGGAAGUUGACGGCAUGCAUUCCCACUCAGUAUCUCUUAGUCGGUUAUCUGGUAAAAAUACAGCUCCAGGAGUAUCGAAACUGAUUCAAGCUUUUGAGACCAAAGCUAAUAGUGACGACCACGAACCUGAGGAAAGGCUCUCAACUGAAAGUGUGGGGCUUCUUGAUCCUUAUUUUGCUGCAAAGGAGCAAAUAAGUUGUUUGGGAGAUGUAUUUCAGGCCCUGGCUCAGAAUGUUGAAAAUGUGGAUGCUCUGAUCAUGGAUGAAAGUAGUAGAUGUAAAGCUGCUAUCGUCGCCUGUGGGGAGCUUGAGGUUGAAGUUGAAUCUCUAAAGGGCAUCAGUUGUAAUCUUGAAGCAAGAAACAUUGAGCUGGAAGUAAUUUGCGGAGUUAUGAAUCAACAUGCACAUGAUACUGAAGCAAAGAAAACCCAGCUUGAAGAUUUAUGUGAAGUCCUAAAUAGACAAUAUGCAGAUUCACAGUUGCAGAAUAUUGAACUUCAUAGGAAAUUGACUGACACUCAAUCUAGAAUUACUGGAUUGCAGGAUCAGCUGAAGGAGUUACGAAAAAGCUCGGUUGAGGUGGCCUCUAUGAUUCUUAAUGAAUUCGAAGCUUUGCAAAGGGAAAUGAGAGAGCAUAUAUAUUCAGUAGAGAGGGAAUGGAAUUCUUCUUUUGCUGAGUUAGUUCCGAUGGUUCAGAAGCUUGAUACAGUUGUUAAAUCUGUCGCUACGUACCCUUUUCCAUCUGAGGUGAGCCAUGAUAUGAAUAUAUUUGGCCGCUUUUCUGUCUCCGUAACUGCUGCCUGUGAAGUGAUUCAAGAUUGGAAGUCAAGGCUAGAAGCUCAUGAUGAACUUUCUAGCUCAUAUACGGAAGUAGAGGAAAAGCUGUGUGUUGUUAAUGAAGAACGCAGUUUUGCUAUUGGUCUUUUGCAGAAAAUUUCUGCUGAUAUGGUUAAUUUGCUGAAUGUCACUGUUGAACACUUCAAAGAUAGUACAACUUGUUUUGAAGAGAACAACCAACAGAAUCCAUUGGAUGGUAGUUAUUAUGAGGCUCUUAUAGCUAAACUAUGUAGUUUGCUUGGUAAUAUACUGCAGCUUAAGGAGUCAAACAACAAAUUAUCCUCCGACUUGUUGAAGAAAGCACAUGACAUCGAGGAACUGAACAAAAGGUGUCUGGACACUGAUACAUUAUUAAAGCUCAUUUUGGAUGUCAAAGAAAUUCUGAAGGUUCAUGAUACAGAGGUGAAUUUAGAUGAAGCACCCGUUUUAAAUCUACAGUCUUUAGUGUUGUUGCUUGUUCAGAAAUUCAAGGAGCUAGAAGAGCAUGCCAGCUCAUCAGUAAAUGAAGUUAACUCUAGGGUGAUGGAGCUUGAUGAGUUGCGGGGCAAUGUGGAGUUGUUGAACUCUUUGAAAAUUCAGCUGGAGAAUGAAAACCUUGUUCUCAGGGCAAGCUUGAUCCAGGCAAAGGAUGGCUUUGAUGUUAUGCAGGCUGAGUUACUGCACAAAGUGAAGGAGCUUGAGCAGUCAGAGCAGCGGGUUUCUUCUGUAAGAGAAAAGCUUAGUAUCGCUGUUGCAAAAGGAAAAGGCUUGGUUGUGCAGCGUGACAGUCUUAAGCAAUCUUUGGCAGAGAUGUCAAGUGAACUUGAUAAAUGCUCACAGGAGUUGCAGUUGAAAGACUCUAGGCUUCUUGAGGUUGAAGAGAAAUUGAAGGACUAUUCAGAGGCUGGUGAACGCAUGGAAGCUCUAGAAUCUGAGCUGACAUAUAUCCGUAACUCCGCAACGGCACUGAGAGAGUCGUUUUUUCUGAAAGAUUCUUCCCUUCAGAGGAUCGAGGAGAUUUUGGAAGAUCUGGAGCUGCCAGAUCAUUUUCACUCUAAAGACAUCUUAGAGAAAGUUGAUUGGCUAGCCAAAACAGUUGCAGGCAAUUCUCUGCCGCCAGAUUGGGACCAGAGGAGUUCUGUUGGAGGAGGGUCAUUCUCAGAUGCUGGCUUUGUUGUUACAGAUGGAGGCAAGGAUGAUGUGCAACCUGCUUCAAAUUUGGACGAUGAUCCAAGAAGAAAAUAUGAAGAGCUGCAGACAAAAUUUUAUGAAUUGGCUGAACAAAAUGACAUGCUGGAGCAAUCAUUGAUGGAAAGGAAUAUUUUGGUGCAGAGAUGGGAGGAGAUUUUGGAUAGAAUAAAUACACCCACUCAGAUACGAUCUAUGGAGCCUGAAGAAAGGAUUCAUUGGUUAGGAACUGCCGUGUCAGAGGCCGACCACCACAUGAGGUCUCUUCAGCAGAAAAUUGAGAACCUUGAGGAUUAUUCUGAAUCACUGUCAAAUGAUCUAGAAAAAUCACAGAGAAAAAUAUAUGAAGUCGAAGCAGUUCUUCAUGAGAAGGAAAGCGCACUGUCUGAAGCCGAUGUCCACACAAAUUCUCUUCAGCAGAAGAUUGAUAACUUUGAAAGUUAUUGCGGGUCACUGUCCACAGACCUAAAAGAAUCAAGAAGAAGAAUAUCUGAGCUUGAAUCCUCUCUGCAUACAGUAAUUCAAGACAAGGAGACUCUUUCAAGUAGCUUGGUGACGUUGACUUCUGAUCGUGACAUAGCCUUGCACACAGUGGAGCAAUAUGAGCUUGAGCUGGACAGCUUAAGGAAAGAAGUUGUCGUUUUGCAGGGGAAUUUAGCAAAGAACCUUAGAAAUGAGGAUCAGCUUAACCAGAUUGAAAGUGACUUGAAGAGAUUACAGAGCUUAAUUCUUGAUGUGCUUCAGGAUUUUGAAACUGAAGAUGAGUCCUCUGGUGUCAGUAACAUUCAAGUCUUGGAAAAAAUGAUCAUAAAGCUUGUGAAUCGUGAUAGAGAAGUUGAUGCAGAAGGUCAAGAUCUUAAAGCAGGCGUUCAGGAGCGCACGUUGGAGCAUGCUGCAAAAUCAUUAAUGGUGACAGAUAUGGAGAAUGAGGAUCUCUAUGGAAAUGAUGUCAUGGAUAAAGAUGAUUUGAAGUCUAGAAGCGGAGUCCAUGAGGGGAAAAAUGUAGCAGAUCUGAGUCGAGAGCUUUCUGAGGCUUUGGAUGAAAUAGUAAUGCUUAGAGAGGAGAGAGAUUUGUACUUGCAGAAGAAUCAAUCUACGGUGACUGAACUGGAACAAUUAGAUAGGAGACAGAAGGAACUCCAGGAGCUUCUUAAUCAGGAAGAGCAGAAGUCAGCCUCUCUUCGUGAGAAGCUAAAUCUUGCGGUUAGAAAAGGCAAGUCACUCGUCCAACAAAGAGACGGUCUAAAGCAGAACAUUGAAGAGAUGAGUACCGAAAUUAAUCGAUUGAAAUCUAUGAUGAACGGCCAUGAAUCUUCUCUCGUGGAGUCUGGUCAGAAAAUAAGGGACUUGUGUCUCCAGAUAGAAGCAUACAAAGCAUUUGAAGCUGAGAACUUAUCCUUGAAAAAUCGCCUGAUAGAAGUUGAGCAACAGUUACAGCAAAACAGCCAUACAUUGAGCAUACUGCUUAGCAGACUAGGUGAGAUCAACACCGGUGAAGGAACUAAUGCUCAUGAUCCACUGCAGAAGUUAGAAGGAAUUGUAAAUAUGUUAUCUGAUCUACAACACUCUGCCGCAUCUUUUGAGCUCGAGGCAAAGAAAUCCAAAAAGUCCGCAGAGCUUCUGUUGGCUGAGUUAAAUGAAGUUCAGGAAAGGAAUGAUGGUCUGCAAGAAGAACUGGAAAUAGCCCAGAAUGAGAUCUCAAAACUCUCCAAGGAAAAGGAUCUUGUGAAUUCAGCCAAAAUUGAAGCUCUUUCUCAUGUAAGCAAAUUAUCUGGAGAGAGAGAGAAUCAACUUGCUGAACUGGAGAGGUUAAAAUCCAGUGUGCAUGAAGUGAAAAAAGUCUUUUUUGAUAUAUCUACUGUCAGUGAAGACAUGUUCGCAAAGGAUUUAGAGCUUCUGCAUGAUGUGAAGGCACAUAUGGAGUCUCGCUUGGAAAUUGGCUCAGAUCCGGUAUCUGCAAAAGAUCAUGGUGGCCUGGGCUCUGUUAAUUCCAGAUUCAAGGAUUUCUGGUCAAGAACUUCAUGGGGCAAUAAGAUCCCUGAUCCUAUAGAUGAGAGUGCUGACGUUGAAGUCUGUAAGGUUAUUGAACAGCAUCUUCAGCAGCUUAAAGAAACGAUUACUGAUUUUAAGGAGAGAAUACACAGUCAUUCAAUGUCAUUGAGAACGGAGGCUGAGUGGUUAUCGACUGCUGUUGGCACCAUGCGAAACGAAGUUGCUUCUCAAAGGAGCUCCUUGGAAUCUAUCAAGGAUGACAAUAUCCAUUUGGAAUCAGUCGGGAAAGAAAAAGACAUCGAGGGAGUUGUAUUGCGUAGAAGUAUAUCUCUUCUUUAUGAAACAUGCAUUAGCUCCAUUUUGGAGAUUGAAAAUAAAAAGGCACAACUGGUUGGAAAGAAUAUUUGUGUUGAGGAUCUGAGAAUCAACUUGCCUGCUUUACCUACAGCUGACGGCAUGAACUUUAGUGGGGUUGUUCUCUCGUCUUCUGAGGAAUCUGUAAAAUCUCUAGCUGAUAAGCUAUUGGUGGCUGUACGAGAUUUUGUUGAUAUCGGAAUAAAGGGCGUUGAAGGGCAAAGCAAAGAGAUGAAAACUACAAUAUCAGAUUUGCAGCAGGAGCUUCAAGAAAAGGAUAUCCAAAGGGAACGAAUAUGCAGGGAGCUUGUUAGCCAAAUCAAGGAAGCUGAAUCUACUGCAGCAAAUUGUUCUCGUGAUCUUCAAUCAAUGACGAAUUAUACUCAUGAUUUGGAGAACAAGCUGAAAGCACUAGGCAGAGACAGGACUUUGUUGGAACAAAGGGUUGCUGAAUUACAGGAGGAAUGUCUCAAUUCGGCUGAGUUAGGGGAAAAGGUUAAGUCAUUGUCUGCUGUGGUAGAUGCUAAAGAACAAGAAAUUGAAGCUCUGAUGCAAGCACUAGAGGAGGAGGAGAAUCAGAUGGAAUCCGUGAGAAGUGAGAUUGAAGAGCUGGAAAAAACAGUGCGGCAGAAGAAUAUAGAUUUGGAGAAUGUAGAGGCUUCUCGUGCUAAGGCCCUUAAGAAGCUCUCUGUUACUGUGAGCAAGUUUGAUGAGCUGCACCAUAUGUCCGAAGGUCUUCUCUCUGAAAUUGAAAAUCUUCAAACACAGUUGCAAGACCGAGAUGCAGAAAUUUCCUUCUUAAGGCAAGAGGUCACUAGAUGCACUAAUGAUGUCUUAGAAGCGACAAAGAUGGAAAAAGAACGAUUUUCUGGUGAACUUAAUGAUUUUUUGACUUGGUUGGAUACAAACUUCUCUUGUGUUCUGAAACGUGACGCCCAUGCUGUUGAUGGGAAUGUCAGUCAUCAUCCUGAAUACAAGGAGCAAGUUCAGAGAGACAUAACAUCCAUAAUAUCCGAACUGGAAGACUUGCGGCUUGCAGCACAAAGUAAGGAUACACUUCUACAAGCAGAACGGAAUAAGAUGGAAGAGUUAUUACACAGAAAAGAGGCUAUUGAAGCAUCGCUACAUGAGAAGGAGCUAUAUAUAAAUUCCCUCCAGGGUGUUGGGGUCUCUGGAUUAGGAACCUCUGAAAUCGUCGAGGUUGAACCAGUGUUGAACAAAUGGACACCACCAGUUCCUUCUUCUCAAGUCCGGAGUUUACGCAAAGUGAACAAUGACCAAGUGUCUAUUGCUAUUGAUACAGAUGCUGGAAGUUCUGGUAGAAUCGAGGAUGAAGAAGAUGAUAAAGUCCAUGGCUUCAAAUCACUUACAACAUCGAGGUUUGUCCCAAGAUUCACAAGGCCUGUCAGUGAUAUGAUUGAUGGUCUAUGGGUUUCUUGUGACCGAGCACUAAUGCGGCAACCUGCUUUUCGCCUCGGCAUCAUGAUUUAUUGGGCUGUAUUGCAUGCAUUUCUAGCCUCAUUCAUAGUUUGAAAAGUCUGCUAUUUAUAAAUGAAUCGGAAUUAAUGUGAAGUGAACAAGUUAAGGGAUGCUCUAGCUGUAAUGGUGAUUCACUGAUUUGUAUUUAACCGCAGUUUAGCUUUCAUGAUGCCGUGAAGAUUUAACUGGGAUUCGCUGCUGUUUUUAGUUUUGGGGAAUCUCAGUCAACUUUACAUUAUUCAAUAAUGAUACAGCAUUUUUGUUACAUGAUGGGAGUACAGCUAAAAUUUUGUGGGUUCUGCACACUUACAAACUUACAAGGGUUUCUGUAGGCUUAGAGCCGUGUACUAUGUACAAAAGAAUUAGUUAGCGCAUGCGGUUCUUGUUUUUGUGAAUUUAUAUUUGUUUGAUACGUCAAUUACAAUUGAAAUAGAAAAAUUACUGUAAUUUACUUGUUUUGGUUUAUGCCAAUGCUAGCUUAUAGCAAAUUUCAUUUCUGACUA
Molecule: messenger RNA, 9002 nt
Organism: Spinacia oleracea (spinach)
Lineage: Eukaryota; Viridiplantae; Streptophyta; Magnoliopsida; Caryophyllales; Amaranthaceae
Product: trans-Golgi network-localized SYP41-interacting protein 1
Exons: 10
Coding region: 238-8553 (2771 amino acids)
Source: RefSeq, a predicted model, not a curated record